Ziziphus jujuba (common jujube) is the source of this 1760-nucleotide messenger RNA. RefSeq names its product uridine nucleosidase 1. The coding region runs from base 489 to 1508 and encodes 339 amino acids. The transcript has 9 exons. Gene Ontology annotation, cellular component: cytosol. Gene Ontology annotation, biological process: purine nucleoside catabolic process. The record is from RefSeq and is a predicted model, not a curated record. Lineage: Eukaryota; Viridiplantae; Streptophyta; Magnoliopsida; Rosales; Rhamnaceae. Gene Ontology annotation, molecular function: purine nucleosidase activity.
AAUAAAAUAAAAUGUUAUUGUGCUAUUUAUUGCGAUUUCCGAUGGACAAGCAUAUCGAAAACCGGACUCAAUGCGAGAUUCAGAUACUAUUGGAAUACGCCAACUGUCGGCCUACCAUUGGUUCUUCAGUCGAGAGCCAACUUCGUCAUCUUCGUCUUGUGUUUCCAUAACCAAACCGAAACUCACCCAACCAUUUAUAUUAUAUAUAUAGUUUCUCUGGGCAGCCCCGAGGCCAACUCAACUUGAGUUUCUUCAUUCCUGACAAAAAUCCCUAAUCCACCAGAAUUACAACCAAAAAAAAAAAAAAAAAAAAAAAAAAGAGGUUCUUUCUCUUUUGGUGUGUAUAUAUAUUUAUAUAUAUGUGUAUAUGCAUAUGAUGUUAUAAUAAUAACAGGCAUAUGCAUACACAUAUAUAGCAGAUUUGGCUCCGAUUGUUCUUUCGCUGUCUGUCAAGCCCUAAUAGAUUGUUUUUUUUUAUCGAUUGCGUCAUGCCGAAUUCGUGUGAUGGGGUCGUCGACGGUGUAUGCCAUGGUUUUUUUGGAUCGUCUGCCAAUCCUGAGAAGCUCAUUAUCGAUACUGACCCUGGAAUUGCAGAUGAUACCAUGGCCAUCUUAAUGGCAUUUCAAACUCCAGAGUUAGAAAUUUUGGGCUUAACAACAACUUUUGGUAAUGUUACCACAGAAGAUGCCACUCGGAAUGCAUUGCUUCUGUGUGAUAUUGCAGGGUGUCCAGAUGUGCCUGUGGCAGAGGGCAGUCCGGAGCCUCUGAAGGGUGGAAUUCCACGUGUAGCUGAUUUUGUCCAUGGUUCUGAUGGAUUGGGGAAUAUAUUUCUACCUCCUCCAAACACCAAGAAAAUUGAGAAGAAUGCUGCCGAAUUCCUAGUACACAAGGUCUCUGAAUAUCCUGGUGAAGUAUCUAUUCUUGCACUAGGACCCCUGACAAACAUAGCUUUGGCAAUCAAAAGGGAUUCUUCCUUCGCAAGGAAGGUGAAGAGACUAAUAGUACUUGGCGGUGCUUUCUUUGCAUUAGGAAAUGUGAAUCCUGCUGCGGAAGCAAAUAUCUAUGGGGAUCCAGAGGCAGCAGAUGUUGUUUUUACAUCCGGGGCAAAUAUCACUGUUGUAGGAAUAAACAUUACAACCCAAGUUAAAUUAGCAGAUGCUGACCUCCUCGAAUUGAGGCAAUCUAAAGGAAAGCAUGCUCAGUUCAUAUCAGACACUUGCAAAUUCUACAGAGAUUGGCAUGUAAAGUCUGAUGGUGUCCAUGGUAUUUUCCUUCAUGAUCCCGUCAGUUUUGUGGCAUUAGUCCGGCCUGAUUUGUUUACGUACAAGAAAGGAGUUGUGAGGGUUGAGACACAGGGCAUAUGUGUAGGCCAUACCUUAAUGGACCAAGGACUAAAAAAAUGGAAUACAAGCAAUCCAUGGUCAGGCUAUUCUCCCAUCUCUGUUGCUUGGACAGUAGAUGUUGAUGAAGUCAUCUCUUAUGUUAAAAAUCUACUAAUGAAGCCAUGAAAGCUUUAGGAGUAUGACUGCAGAUUCCUGGAGAUGCCAAUACCUGUCAUAGCAAAGCUUGGGUUGCAUCUUAUUUUCUACUGAAAGUCCCCAGUCGUCUAUUUUCUGUUGUGCUGGAGAUCACCUGAGUUUCAGGUGUGAAGAGCUCACUCAGUUAUGGUCCCGUUGUUUAUUGAAACUUAGCGAAAACAUUUCAAGAAUGAUAGUGAAUGAAAUUUACGAAAGGAAGGAAUGCCAUUCCUUUUUACUUUA